Molecule: messenger RNA, 5187 nt
Organism: Chiloscyllium plagiosum (whitespotted bambooshark)
Lineage: Eukaryota; Metazoa; Chordata; Chondrichthyes; Orectolobiformes; Hemiscylliidae
Source: RefSeq, a predicted model, not a curated record
ACCAGUUGAGUGAGGUUUUCUGUUUGUGUCACAGGAUUGGAUAUUCUGCGGGUAAUAAAUGAGCCAACUGCAGCAGCCAUGGCCUAUGGGCUCCAUAAGGUGGACGUUUUCAACGUACUGGUGGUGGACCUGGGGGGUGGCACCUUGGACGUAUCUCUGCUAAACAAACAGGGCGGGAUGUUCCUGACCAGAGCAAUGGCAGGUAAUAACCAGUUGGGUGGCCAGGAUUUCAAUCAGAGGUUGCUGCAGUUCCUGUUUAACCGGAUCCACCAGCAAUACGGUGCUGUGCCCACCGACAAGCAGGAUGUGCACCACCUGCGCCAGGCUGUCGAAGCAGCCAAACUAAACCUGACCCUUUACGACUCGGUGCUGAUCCGGGUACCACUGUCCCUGCCAGGCUCCAGUGAAGGAGGAGAGGAGCACGGCGGCACCAGCAGUAAAGUUUUGUUUGAAGAAACGGUGACCAGGGAUCUGUUUGAGGCACUGAACCAGGACCUGUUCGAGAAGAUCCUGGCCCCGGUGGAGGAAGUGCUGUCUCGUGGUCACUUGGGCCGACACGAGGUGGACGAGAUCGUCCUCGUUGGGGGCUCCACCCGUAUCCCGCGGAUACGCCAGGUCAUCCAGGAGUUCUUCGGCAAGGAGCCAAACACUUCGGUGGACCCCGACCUGGCGGUGGUGAUAGGUGUUGCCUUACAGGCAGGGAUCAUGGGUGGCUCUUGGCCAUUGCAGGUCAGCGCCCUGGAGAUACCCAACAGGCAUUUACAGAAAGUGAACUUCAACUAAACGGAUUCCUUUUUUUUCCCACUUCCCCCGUCAACGUUAGUCAUUAUGGAUUGGAAGGCAACCUUUUCUUUUUCUGUGUGUGUCUCUCUCUCUCUGGAUUGGAUGGGGAUGAGUGAACAGUUAGUCUUAACACAAUUACCCCUCUCUGCAGAAAACAAACCUUCCCAAGCUUCUGUGAAAUCAUUCCGCAAAGGCGAUUGCUGUAAAUUUUGAGAGUUUUGCUUUUUCAGCAUUUUGGAGUUCCACAUUCCUUUUCUUAAAAAAAAAAGCACUUCAUGAAUGAAGUGGAUCUUAUUAAUACUAGGACAGCAUUGCACCCAAUAUUAAGCUGGUUACCAGAUGUUGCUGCCUGUUGAAGUCCUUGCAGUCUUCAGUGAUUUGCACUUUUUUUUUGUUCCCUUUCACGCCUCACUGAUGACUUCCUGUAUCAAACUGACUUGUUCUAUUCCGUGGGAAUUCACCCGAUCCAGGGAGGCUCCUGGGUUUCUGCCAUGACCCACACUGUUCCUGCUCUGAACCAGUCUGGGCUUCCGUGUGGAAUUAGGUUUGAUCAUCACAGGGGGCUGGAGAAGGUUGGCUGUGUUCCUGCUCUGUAUGUCCCCCUGCACCUGACACUGGACACAAGGUGGGGGACAGCACUGACCUUGACCUGCCAACAGGUGUCUUAAACUGGCUCUGAAAGAGCAAGCUACCUUCAGAGGGGUACGGAAGCAGGAAGGUGCUUCAGAAUUGGAUAUGCAUUCAGGAGAGGGCAAUGUUUGUAAUAAAAGAUGGCGGAUAUUAAAAAGAAUGUUCUGUAAGUAGGUUGACGGUAAGUCAAAUAAUGAAGGAACUGAAGGGAAGUUUUGAGAGGGUCAAAAAGAUCAUCUUCCAAGGAUUCACCCAAUAGGCAGGCAAACGAUCAGUGAUUCUGCCUGAGGGAAGGUUUGUUUAUUUAAAAAUAAUUUUUAUACCUCUGUUGUUCUACUUAUUUAAACAGUGCCAUAAUCAAAAAAUGUGAAGGUAGAUUGAUUUUAUUAAAUAUAUAUUUAUACAUAUAUAUUUUUUAAAAAUUUGUACAUAAAGCAAAUUGUCUUUAUGAACCAAACCUGAAAUGAAGACCACUUUUGUCUUUGGUGCAGAUCUGCAUGAGAAAGAUCAUUGCAUUGGGUAUGCAUUUAACAAAGUAUCCCCUGUGUUCUGCUCUGGGAUGGUCAAUCUAGGGCAGCCAUGCUCAGAUAUUUUGUUUUAAUUUAUUCUUGGAAUGUGGCUGUUACUGGGAGCAUCAGUAUUUAUUGUCCGUCCCUAAUUGCCCUUGGGAUGGUGAGCUGACUGUAUGAGCUGUUGCAGUCCUUGUGAAUAGGUAUAUACACAGUGCUCUUUGGGUAGGAAUUCUAAAUAAUUUUGACCUGGUGACAGUGAUGAAAUAAUGAUAUGUUUCCAACUUUUGAUGAUGUGUCUGUUGAGGAAGAUAACUUGCAUGUGGUGUUGUUCCAGUGUGCCUCAGCAAGUUGGUAAAGUGCACUUUGUAGAUGAUGGUGGAGAGAGUAGUUAUCUUGAGUGGUAUAUAGGCUGCUAAUCAAUGGAACUCUUGAGUGGUAACAAAUUCCACGUUCUUGUCAUUAUUCUGUAGGAAGUUUCCUCCCAAAUCCCCUCAUUGUGUGUUACUGUUGAAGGGGAUCUUGCACUGUCACAGUGUUAGCCACCUCCAUAAAGGCCACCUUGUGGAGUCAUAUUGGUUUUCAUAGAAUUGUGCAGCAGAGAAUGAGGCCAUUCAGCCCUUCAAGCCUGUGUUAGCUCUGCGAAAGAACGAUUUAAUUGGUUACCUGGAUGGUAUCUAGCUACUUGAAUACACUUUCGACAAGUGGAGAUUAUCACAUUCCCUGAUCUGCUUUGUUGACAUCACCUAGCCAAUAGGAGCACAGCUUUCAUUGAUCCAGGAUGUCGGUGGGGUUACUGUGUCACAGCCAGACUUCGCCAUUCAGAAGCAUCCUCUGCAGGUAGGGGCCAAACAGGAGAGAAAAGGCUUGAAUCAGAAGUUACACUGAUUAGCAGCCGAUAUACCAUGCAGGAUAACUGCUCCCUCCUCCACCAUCUACAAAGUGCACUUUACCAAAGGGUUAUACUUUGUAAAAUUAUUUUACAAAAUGAAGAAAAUAUUCCUUGUUUGUUAAAUAAUUGCAAAUAACGUGAUGAAAAAUCACUGUUUAAAAAGGUCAUUCGCGCAAUGUGGGCAUCACUGGCUGGGCCCAGUAUUUAUAACCCGUCCCUAGUUGCCCCCUUGAGAAGAUGGGGGUGAGCUGCCUUCUUGAACUGCUGCAGUCCAUGUUUGUAAGUGCUGUUAGGAAGGGAGUUGCAGAAUUUUGAAGCAAUACAGUGAAGUAAUGGCGAUUAUAGUUUCAAAUUGGAAUGGUGUGGGUGUUCCCAUUGCAUCUUCUGCCCUCUCUCUAGAUGAGAGAGGUGCGAGGAUUUAAAGCACCUGCCUGUGUGUAUACAGCCCACAAUAUUGCAGUCCACUUCUGAGGCAAACAGUACAAGACCAACUCGAAAUGCAGUUACUGAUCACCACACAGCAUUUGUUGGGGACACUACUUGCGCACUGGUCUCUGGGUAAUAAUCUUUCGCAGCCCCAGUGUGAUCCCUGCCUGUCCUCACUGCCACUUGUCCAUGGCUGUCAGCGCUUGGAGAAUUACGGAACAGCAGGCAUCAGGAGGGGACAUACACAGAAAUGAAGGAAGGGGAGAAACUCCCACAGCCCCAUUGAAAGGGUUGUGCACCAUUGCUGCAACUGGUCUUUGUGAUCGCUGAAUCCCAGGCUACACCCGGGCCAUGACAUCUUGAUAUAUGACAUGACACAUGACACUCAUUGUCCAACUUGAUGCCACACAACACAACAUGGUUAUAGCAAUAACAGGAGGUCAGAGCUGUAUCUUUUUGUAAUUGAUAAAUGAUUCUUCAAAAAUUUGAACAAUGCUAUGGGUGACAGAUGUUUUGGGGCUUUUAUUGUUCAGGGUUUAUUUGGUUGCUUCACUUUAAGCAAUUUAAUGUAAUCAUUUUAAAAUGUUCCACAGCUGCAAAUGGAUGAGGAUAAAUUUCAGUCUCGUUUCAGUGCCAGUCUCCACAGGGAACCGCAUUCCCUCCCUUGACCUCCAAGAGUCGGCCCUGUAUCCAUCGCAUUUUCACUGUAACUGAGCCCAGGAAGUGGCCACAUGACCAAUCAGUCUGUGCCAGUGUCUACCUUUCAGUCAAGCUUCUCCUUCCAUGCCAGUUACUUCGGGGGUGGCGGGGGGGGAAGGGGCUAUCAAUAUUGCCUUAUUCGCCUCGAGUGGUAAUGAAUUCCACAUUCUUGCUAUUCUGCUGUAGGAAGUUUUCUUCCGAACCCCCUCAUUUGUGUGUGGUAUUGUUGAAGGGGAUCUAGCACUAUCACAGUGUUAGCCACCCCCAUAAAAGCCCCCUUAUGGAGUCGUAUUGUUUUUCAUAGAAUUGCGCAGCAGCGAAUGAGGCCAUUCAGCCCUUCAAGCCCAUGUCAGCUCUGUGAAAGAGCUAUUCUGUUAGUUGCACAUCUCUCCUCCUAGCCCUCCUUGCCUUCUAGUGUUUAUCCAAUUUCCUCUUUUGAAAGUUUCUCUUGAAUCCACUUCCACCGUUCUUUCCAGACGGCUGACUUCAAUUCCUCACUGGUUCAAAACCCUCCUUCAUGCUGCAGAAUUCUAGUUCACAAUUCAGGUUAUGAAAAAUUUUAACUUGUCAUUCACUGUCAUUGAUUUUAUCUUUCUCCCACUCCCUGCCUUGCCUUUCCUCAUUCUCCUCACUAGCUGUUGUGUCAAUGACAUCAACGUGGUCCUAGGUCUAGGGAAGCAGUGUUUUUUUUUAAUUUAAAAAAAAAUUCCUUAAUCUCCCUUUCAUAAAUACAGUCCAUCGAGUGGUCUCACCCCGUGGGAAGGAUUGAGACUCCCUGUCAACAUUGCCCCCUCCCCCAGCUGAUUGUAAAUCGAGUGUCCUGAGUCCUACUGGUGGCUCAGCUGGUGUGUCUCCAUCCUGUGGAUGUGUUGCUGUUUGGCUGCACAGUUUGGGAAUUCGCGUUAACCUGGUAUGUUCAAGCACCAUUCCCCCUGCCACCCAAUUCUCCGCAGAUAGAAUUUCUGCUGAUCUUCUGCCAAAGUACGGCAGCUGUCCCACCAUCUCCACCACCACCACUUCAAGGCAUCUGUGACAUUGAAGUUAGUUACAAGGAACCAAGCACCUGGAAACUGAUUUGAUCACGAACUGAGGUUCCUCCAAUUGUCUGGAACAUGUUAUACAGUAUCUGUAUGAGAAAGUACUGUAAGGUUUAAUUUAUUGUACUUUAUAUGACUACUAGUAUUGCCUUUGUACAUUACUACAGCCAUGACUGGAGAAUAAAUUAAAAUGUGCCUCUGUCAGAACUGA